Molecule: messenger RNA, 685 nt
Organism: Cucumis sativus (cucumber)
Lineage: Eukaryota; Viridiplantae; Streptophyta; Magnoliopsida; Cucurbitales; Cucurbitaceae
Product: auxin-induced protein 6B
Exons: 1
Coding region: 84-581 (165 amino acids)
Biological process (GO): response to auxin
Source: RefSeq, a predicted model, not a curated record
UCAAUAACAGAAACCACCCCUCUCCAUCUCCAUCGCCAUCUUCUUCCUCACUUUCCUCAAAACAAAAAAGAAGAAAAUCAGCAAUGGAUUCAAAUGCAAAGAAGUCCAACAAAAUCAGAGACAUCGUACGGCUUCAACAGAUCCUGAAGAAAUGGCGGAAGCUAGCAAACUCAUCGAAGACGGCGAAUAAAAUCACGGGCACGGCGGCGGGACCUGCCGGAAAGAGCAUAAAGUUUCUGAAACGGACUUUAUCGUCGGCUGGCGGGGAAGUGCCGAAAGGGUAUUUGGCAGUGAGUGUAGGGGAAGAGCAAAAGCGAUUUGUUAUACCGACGUCGUAUUUAGGGCAUCCGGCGUUUGAGAUUCUGUUGAGAGAAGCGGAGGAGGAAUUUGGGUUUCAACAAACGGGGGUUUUGAGGUUGCCGUGUGAAGUAUUUGUGUUUGAAAAUGUGGUGAAAUUGGUGGAGGAAAAGAAGAAAGGGGAUUUGUUGUUAGGAGGGGAAGAGGUUUUGAAUUUUUGUUCAUUGGAAUCGUUGCAGUUAACGCCGUCAUCACACCGUCCACAGAGUCCAAUGUGCAGAUAGAAGAAGAAAGAAGAAGAAAACAGUCUUUUUUUCUCUCUUUUGAUUCCUCCUUUACUAUUAUUUUUUUUUGGAUGAGGUAGAUCAAAUGUAUGAAGAAAAGAGGA